UGCCGUGCUCAGAGUCAAAGUGAGUGCACAUGUGCCAGUGAGUACAGCUACCACACUUUAAAUCAACAAAAGAAAGAAAGAUUAAACUCUGAGUCAGAAUCCAACUUUGUCCGGUUGGGAAACAGAAGCUCCACUGGUUGAACGGUCAUCUUAAACUACAGAUCAUCUACUGGAGAAUUCACCUUUAAACAGCUGCAAUGGCUCCCAGCUUGGCCCAGGCCUUCAGGAGGAGGUGGUGGAUGGCGGUCACAGCCAUCAUAGAGAACCUGCUCUUCUCUGCGGUGCUGCUGGGCUGGGGCUCACUGCUCAUCAUGCUGAAGAGCGAAGGCUUCUACUCACACCUUUGUGUUGAAAAUGUGACUGUGGACCCCAACGUGACCGUGGUGGAGAGCGGGGCCUGGCCGAGCUGUACGGAGCAGGAGGAGGUGUUGAACCUGGGCUUCACCAUUGGCUCCUUCCUCCUGAGUGCAGCCACUCUGCCUCUGGGCAUCCUGAUGGACAGAUUUGGGCCACGCCCACUGAGGCUCGUUGGCAGCACAUGUUUCGCAGCUUCCUGUGCCAUGAUGGCUGCCGCUGCUUAUGAUCCUGCAGCGCUGUCUUUCCUCAUCUUCCUCGCUGUCUCCUUCAACGGCUUCGGAGGAAUCUGCCUGACCUUCACCUCACUCACACUGCCUAACAUGUUCGGGAACGUACGAUCAACCAUCCUCUCCCUGAUGAUCGGAUCCUACGCUUCCUCUGCGGUCACCUUCCCUGGAGUCAAGGUUAUCUAUGACCUGGGCGUGUCGUUCCGCAUCAUCAUGUGGGUGUGGUCGGCCAUGGCCUGCGGAGUCUUCCUCAACUGCUUCCUGAACUGGCCUGCUGAGUCCUUCCCUGCACCUGAAGACGUCAGAUACACUAAAAAGAUGAAGCUGAGUGGAGUUGUAACUGAGGACAAGGUGACUGGGGACAGGUACGUGACCCACGUGGCUGUCAUGGAAGAAAUGAUGGGACCCAAGCAGCCAGAACCCGAGCAUGCAGACUCACAAAGCCCACCCCAAGGCGGGCUGCCACUCUGUCACUCUGUGUGCUCGCCCAUCUUACUGUGGAGUGUCAUCACCAUGGCAAUGACCCAGCUGAGGCUGAUCUUCUUCAUGGGUGCCAUGAACAAGAUGCUGGAGUUCCUGGUCACGCACGGCCAGCCAAACCCUUCAAAAGAGCUGCUGCAGGAGGUGGAGGAACAAGUUGGUUUCUACUCCUCUAUCUUCGGAACGAUGCAGCUGUUGUGUCUUGCCACCUGUCCUUUGAUUGGUUACAUUAUGGACUGGAGGUUGAAGGAGUGUGAAGAGGAAAAUGCAAAGGACAGCGAAUAUGAUCCCACAAAGAGAGACAGAAAGAUCCAGAAACUGACCAAUGCCAUGAGAGCUUUCAUCUUCACCAACCUCCUAUUGGUCACCUUCGGAAUCCUUUCCAUGAUUGACAACCUGCCCAUCCAGUUGGUGUCCUUUGUCCUGCACACCAUAGUGAGAGGAUUUAUCCACUCCUGCUGUGGAGGUCUCUAUGCAGCUGUGUAUCCAGCCAACCACUUUGGAACACUGACAGGCAUGCAGUCCAUGGUCAGUGCUGCCUUCGCCCUGCUGCAACAGCCACUGUUCAUCCUGAUGCUGGGACACCUCAAUGGAGAUCCUUACUGGAUCAAUCUGGGCCUUCUCAUCAUGUCCAUGGCAGGCUUCCUGUUGCCAGGCUAUCUAUUCUAUCACCGUAGAAACCUGACCCGGGCAAAAGCAGAACGUGAUAGGUUGGCUGCCAGCCAAUCAGACAAGGAGAAUGCUCCUCUAACCCAAUCAGAUGGUAGAACUGCUAAUAGCCAAGCCAAUGGGCUUGCAGCUAAUGGCUACACAAGAAAUAACAUUCAGUAGUUUAUUUAUUGUGAGGAUGCAAAUGCCACUCACUACAUUUUUAUUUGAAACAUUUAAGAAACACAUAAUAGCACAGUUUAAAAUGGACCAGGAAGCUACAUUUGUAACCCUAAUGUCAGAUAUCUCUGUGCCUUUUCUCUAGAUUUGAUCACUAAUCAUUUCAAAAUGACUAGUGAAGAUGGCUCAGUAGUUAGCUCUGUGGCUUUCUGGCUAAGCCUCAGUCCUGGAGAUACAUGCUGUUCUCCUGUGUGGGGGCUGCUUUCUCCACAAACACUCUAAAUGCCCAUGUUAGAAUAUGUGUGUGUAAGGGUUAGGUGAACUGCAUGCUGGGAAAGUUUCCAGUCUCCAAAUGCUUGACCCACAUAUUAUUUAAAAGAAAUAUAUCAGCAUUUAAGGCCAUUGCGUAUGUAUGCAACUUUAAUCCUUUUUACUGUUACUCAGAUACAGUAGCUCAAACUCAAACUCAAUUUCAUAGAUUAUGGGCAACCUGCUUCUGUACAUCGGCAUGUAACCGUAUAAUACAGUUAUUAUAUUCUUUGCAAGCUCUUGCGGGGCCACAUAAAAUGAAGUCGCGGGCCGGAUUUGGCCCCCGGGCCUUGAGUUUGAGGCCCCUGCUUUAAGUAAUCCAUCAAAUCAAGCAGCAAAGCUGCAAGCCAAUAACGCACGACUACAUAUUAGGGCUUUGAGCGUUAUUUGUCAUCUUGACAUACCAAUACAGAAAGGACAUGUUUUGAAUGUCUACUCUAAAGAAAAGUUAGACUCAUUAAUACUGAAACAAACUCUUGAUCAAUUCAAUAAAUUGCUCCUGUUGCUACUAAUACUUUGGCUUGACUUCUUAAGUAGAUACUUGCUGAAUGCAGCAGGUAGUAUCAUUAAUACCUGCUGGAGUAAUGCUAAAGAAAUAGUUGAAUAGAAGAUUGAUACUACUGCCUGCAUGUUCAAUUGUAUGUAACAGAUUAGCUUAGUUUAGCAUAAAGACCAGUGUAAAAGCUAGCCUGGCCCUUUCCAAAACGUUAAACAUACACCUAGCAAUACCUUGGAGUCAUUUUAUAUACAGUUUGAAUGAAUGUGUGAGAUAAUAUAGAGUGGUGCAGUGAUAACGUAUGUUUGUAGGCAGUCACAAGGGCUCCAUCGACAAAAAGAAGACAUUGGAUUUUAGGAUUAUUUGAAAAAUAAGCAUCGUGGCAGACACGUCUAUGAUACUUAAACGUUUGUUCAGUGGGAUCAUUUUCACAUACUAAAACGUAGUUUUAUAACAAUUGAAGCGUAAAUAUAAAAAUCAGAGGUUUAGUAGUCCCGUUUAGACAUUUGCUAGCAUUUGCUGUUUUUAUGACAUAAAAGCUCAAGACAUUCACCAGUGUGGUGUUUGCCGAAAUGUUUUAUGUUGCAGAAAAAAACGUAAAUCUUUUAAGGUUGUGUUAACACAGUGCUUUUUUGGGAAUCUAACCAAAAACUCUUUGAGACGUGGGAGCCCUAAUGUGCUAACAUGCUAACUCAUUUCCAGGUUUAGGACUCAUUGCUGCACCACUCUAUUAAUCUGCCACUAACCAGGACGACCGGGCUUUGUAGAUCAACCUGAAUGUCCCAUUUGGAAAGCAAUGAAGUGAGGAUGGAUGAGGUAGUCAGUAAGGAUGGAUGAGGUAGUCAGUAAGGAUGGAUGAGGUAGUCAGUGAGGAUGGAUGAGGUAGUCAGUGAGGAUGGAUGAGGUAGUCAGUGAGGAUGGAUGAGGUAGUCAGUGAGGAUGGAUGAGGUAGUCAGUGUUUAUAUGCUAAACAUGUCACUUCAGGUCAGAGUUGGACUUUUCCUCUAUAAUGGUGACAAAUGGAUCUAACAUAACUAUGAUUGUUGCAACUAUGGUAACAUAAUUUAAAGGUUAUAUUUAAGUAGUUUCUGUUUAUGGCUUUAAAUAUUAACAUAUUUCUCAACAACAUCAUACAAACAAAUCCCUGAAACAGCUCUAAUUGAUAUGUUUCAUAAAAACAAGGCUAAAGGUGUCUAUGAUAGUGAGUGAUCCGCUGAUUGUGAUGGAGCUUCCUGCUUUUAUCACCACUACCAUAGAGCAUACAUACAGCAGUUAGCUAUUAGCAGGCUAACAUAGUGGAGCUACAGGGACAGAUGUUUUCCUCAGAAGUUGCUGGAGACCAACACAGAACUAAAAGAGAGAGAAUAAUGGACAUGGAAUUUACAGAAGCAAGUUUGUCCAAAGUAAAGGAGAGUAAAUCUAGACACACAUGCAAAUGACUUGGAUGACUCUGAUUGAAGCAUCUUACAAGCUUUCUGAGACUGUCUGCUGGUUUCUCACAGCACUGUAUUUAUAACAUUUUUUCAAAGGUGUCAUAUUGCCAUGACAACGCCUUUUUGACAGUCGUGUUGCGGCCAACUUGCUAAGUAUCCCUGGGAUAUUUGAGUUUGAUUUUAAGAAGUUAACUGUAUUUAAAGGAACAACUAAGUUAAAGGUUUUCAAAGUUUGAAAGCUCCGUAUUUAAUCCCCCACCCUGUCCUCGACUGUGCAGGCACAGAAAAGGAGAUCAUAAGAUCAAGGAAAUGUGUAGUACAGUAUAACAAUUGAUUUUGUCGUAGCUAGUCACCAAAGCUGCUUUAUUUGACUGUUGCAUUUUAAGAAGCACUUGAAUGUCACAAAGGCUGAACCCCAUGCUGAGUGCAGAUCUGUGAUUUGGUGAAGGCCUUCAGGCUGACAGCGCAACAUGGCUUUCAGAUCAUCUGUGAACAGAGAGAUUGUACAGUGUUAAUAGAUAUGUGAAAAUAGUUUAAUGAUAGGCUUUAUUUUGUGAUUACAUAAUGAAAUGUAAAACAAUGUUUAUUACAGAAUGUGCAUGCUUACCAAGUGCCUGGGGUUGACAUCUAAGUGCCAUCUGCUGAUGUUUAAGUGUCCUGAUCUAAGGCAGCAUACGCACAAACAAAGAAACCAUUUUGUUUCAAGUCAGCAACAUGCUGCUUAUCUGAUAGUUUGACAUACAAACCAAAAGCAGGUGCACCUUAAACAUAAUACAACCAGUCCAGGAACACUGGCCACAGAAAUGAUUGUGACAGGAAUCUGAUGCUAUAGACUUAUUGUAUGUCCAUUGUAUUGGACGCGUCAUGAUGUAAAGAUGCUGCUUGUAUUGUGUCCAUCUUUUGUGUGUCUUUAUUUUAUUGUUCAUCAGGGGUAAUUCAGAUGAAAAAGGUCACAGCAUUUGGCAUCACUUUUGUUGAUGCAAAGGGAGCUAAAGUGUUAUCAAAAAUGUCAUCAAAAUGAAAAGUAAGUUAACAGAUGUUUAUCAUCGUUGAAAACCAAUUGACCACUGAGAAGAGUUUAAAAAUAAUUGUUCCGUGUCAAUAACUUUCCUCACAAGAAGAAAAUGUAUUUUGUGUAUCAUUUAUUUGGUUUCUGACUUGAUUGAUUGUGGAACAGUUUUAAAUAUUAAAAAAUGAUAAAAGAUGUAAAAAAUGAAAUUGUGUUCUUGUUCCCGCAUUAACAGCGGACUCAGUUUCAGGUCCAUAUCAGAAUGUAGUGUCUCCACUGGGACAUGUCUUCAAAAAGCUCUUUAUUGUUCUCAUCCUGCCUGUGCUGCAGCCAUAGACUGAAUAUAUGAUUGAUUGGUUAGCUGGCUGGCUCCAUUGUGAAUCUUAGAAUCCACUCAGCAUGACUCAGCAGCUGUUAACAAAUUAUAUUAGUAUUAUGAAUCACCAAAUAUGUAUUGGUAAAAAAUGACUUUGUGUGUUAAAGUGAUCUUCAAAAGUCACCUUCAGCCAUCUGUGUACAGAAGACAUGGUGGCUGUUAGUGUUUGCUGCUUCGCCCCCUGCCAUGCAUUGAAGACAGGAAGACUUCUCACCUGCUGCCCUGUGUUUUACCCCCGGGUCACCAUUUGCCCAUCCCUGAUGUAUAUCAACCAAUGUGUGUAAUGUGAGUGAUAAAAGUAAUUUAUAAAGUA
Gymnodraco acuticeps is the source of this 5828-nucleotide messenger RNA. RefSeq names its product solute carrier family 43 member 1b (gene slc43a1b). NCBI's taxonomy places the organism in Eukaryota, Metazoa, Chordata, Actinopteri, Perciformes, Bathydraconidae. The transcript has 15 exons. The record is from RefSeq and is a predicted model, not a curated record. Gene Ontology annotation, biological process: neutral amino acid transport; transmembrane transport. The coding region runs from base 198 to 1895 and encodes 565 amino acids. Gene Ontology annotation, molecular function: L-amino acid transmembrane transporter activity; neutral L-amino acid transmembrane transporter activity.